This is a messenger RNA of Oppiella nova, 720 nucleotides long. NCBI's taxonomy places the organism in Eukaryota, Metazoa, Arthropoda, Arachnida, Sarcoptiformes, Oppiidae. The record is from the annotation of a GenBank genome assembly.
AUGUUUUCAAUAGAAGUGAUGUGGACGGCUUCGCUUAAAAGUGUGGCCAACGAUAACUCAUCGCCUGAAAUACACCAGAAGACCGGCCAUAAGGGUCACCCAUCCCUUCGCAAAGCUUUAGCUUACUUUUACUCUAUUCUUAUGAAUCGCACGAUUGAUGUGAAUAAAGAGAUUCUGGUGACGGCCGGUGCCUUACAUGGCAUACAUAUAACGGCCAAAUCAUAUCUAAAUCCUGGCGACGAAAUGUUUACCAAAGAGGAACUGCUAUUUAUCGGACAGUUGUGUGAGAAGUAUGACGUGCUUAUAAUGAGCGACGAAGUGUCACAAUUUCAUUACUACGAGGGUCACCAUCACACCAGAAUCGGUGACAUUUACAUGAAUUAUGCAGAUAUUCUCAUUGACUCUAACGGUGAACAGUGGGGUAAACUGUUUGUGAACAACGGCUGGAGAAUUGGAUGGGUUAUAGGACCCGACCACCUCUUAUGGCCCUUAAGAGUAUCAUUGAUUACAUCGAUAGUAGCGGUGCCGACGCCCACACAAAUGGCAUUUGCAAUUGGAUUAGAGAUUGAGAACCAAAGGCUCAAUACUAACCAAUCGUUUUAUAAUUGGCUUAAAAAUGAUACACUUUUUAAGAGAAACAGAUUCUUAAAGAUAUUGAAUGGCACGGGAAUUGAUGUGAUUAAACCAAACUCCGGGUACUUUAUUGUCGCCGUUUAUUAA